GCGGCACCGCGAGGCUGAAGCGGGCCAGUGCCAGCCACUGCCGGACAGGACUGGCCCAGCCGGGCGGAGUGGGGGCCAGCAAGCUCCGCCCUCCUGUGACGCGACGCCGGAGCCGGGCUGAGCACGCCCUGUGGGCGCGGCUGGCUCUGCACCCUGCCGGAGGAGGAUGCUGUAACUUGCUGGAGCUGGACCUGGAGCCUGUGAUUGGUGGAGGCUGGGUGGGGGGAGGGGGUUGAUUUGGUGGGGGCCUGGAUUUGUUCUCUCUGACUUCUGGAUAUUUGGAUUCUGGCAUCCCAUUGCCCCUUGUCACUGAGUGGUAGUGAAAGGCCACCACCCUCCCUCUGAGCGGAGCCCCCCACUCAUCUCCACCUGCUCCCCGGCCUGCAAGGAAGGCACCGCACCCCAACCCCGCCUGCCCCUCCCUCCCCCCAUCCAGCCGCCUGCCCCCCCCCAUGAGGAUCUGAGGCUGUGGCAGUGGGGGGGCGGCGCCCAGCAUUUGCCUUGAGGGGGGGGCAGGGACAGAUGCGACUGGGCGCCAUGGCCAGACUGCUGCCCUUGGCGCUGCUCAUGGGUGCCCUGCUGGGCCCCGGGGCUGGCGGGGCAGCGCUGGAGUUUGGUGGCGCCACGGGGCAGUGGGCCCGCUAUGCCCGCUGGGACGCCAGCUCCUUGGGGGAGCUGAGCUUUAGCCUGAAGACAAACGUCUCGCGGGCGCUGGUGCUUUACCUGGACGACGGAGGGAACUGCGACUUCCUGGAGCUCAUGAUCGCUGACGGGCGCCUGCGCCUGCGUUUCACCAUCUCCUGUGCCGAGCCUGCCAAGCUGCACCUGGAGACGCCCGUGGGUGACGACCGCUGGCACAUGGUACUCCUGACCCGCAACUACCGGGAGACCAUGCUGGUGGUGGAUGGCGAGGCCAAGGUGGCCGAGGUCAAGUCCAAGCGGCGGGACAUGGCGGUGGAGAGCGACCUCUUUGUGGGGGGGAUCCCGCCCGACGUGCGCCUCUCGGCGCUUACCCUGAGCACCGUCAAGUACGAGGUGCCCUUCAAGGGGCUGGUGGCCAACCUCAAGGUGGGCGACACGCCGCCGGCCCUGCUGGGCAGCCAGGGCAUCCGCAGCGACACGGAGUACCUGUGCACCAAGCAGAAUCCCUGUGCCCACGGGGGGCUCUGCAGCGUGCUGAAUGGCGAGGUGCAGUGCGACUGCAGUAUGACCGGCUUCCAGGGCAAGUUCUGCAGCGAAGAAGAGCACACGAUGGAAGUAGGGUCCAUUCUGUACUCGGAAGGGGGGGAAGGGAGAGGAGCCAGUGAGGUGCAGCACACAUCGAAAGGGAAGGAGGAAUACGUGGCGACCUUCAAGGGCAACGAGUUCUUCUGCUACGACCUGUCCCACAACCCGAUCCAGAGCAGCACUGAUGAGAUCACACUGUCCUUCCGCACCCUGCAGCGCAAUGGCCUCAUGCUGCACACGGGGAAGUCGGCCGACUACGUCAACCUGUCACUCAAGAGCGGGGCUGUGUGGCUAGUCAUCAACCUGGGGUCGGGUGCCUUCGAGGCGCUGGUGGAGCCCGUCAAUGGCAAGUUCAAUGACAACAACUGGCAUGACAUCCGGGUGACCCGGAACCUGCGCCAGCACGCAGGAAUUGGACACGCUAUGGUGACCAUUUCCGUGGAUGGUAUCCUGACAACGACGGGCUACACACAGGAGGAUUAUACCAUGCUGGGCUCAGAUGACUUUUUCUACAUUGGGGGCAGCCCCAACACAGCUGACCUGCCGGGGUCCCCAGUCAGCAAUAACUUCAUGGGGUGCCUCAAGGAUGUCGUGUACAAGAACAAUGACUUCAAGCUGGAGCUGUCACGCCUGGCAAAGGAGGGCGACCCCAAGAUGAAGAUCAAUGGGGACUUGGUGUUCCGCUGUGAGAAUGUGGCAGCGCUGGACCCAGUCACCUUUGAGUCGCCCGAGGCCUACAUCUCCCUGCCCAAGUGGAACACCAAGAAGACUGGCUCCAUCUCCUUUGACUUCCGCACCACCGAGCCCAACGGGCUGCUGCUCUUCAGCCAUGGGCGCCUGCAGCCCCCGCGGGAGGGCCGUGCUGAGCGUCCACACAAGGCUGACUACUUUGCCAUGGAGCUGCUGGACGGCCACCUUUAUCUGCUGCUGGACAUGGGUUCUGGCGGCAUCAAGAUGCGGGCCAGCAACAAGAAGGUCAAUGACGGCGAGUGGUGCCACGUGGACUUCCAGCGUGAUGGGCGUAAAGGCUCCAUCUCAGUGAAUAGCCGCAGCAUACCGUUCCUGGCCAGUGGGGAGAGUGAGAUCCUGGACCUGGACAGUGAGAUGUACCUGGGGGGCCUUCCCGAGAAUCGGCUGGACUUGAUCCUACCCCCUGAGGUGUGGACUGCCUUCCUCAACUACGGCUAUGUGGGCUGCGUGCGGGACCUGUUCAUCGACGGCAAGAGCCGGGACGUGCGGCGCCUGGCCGAGGUGCAAAGUGUGCCCGGUGUCUCCAGCUUCUGCUCCCGGGAGACCCUCAAGCAGUGCAGCAGUGCACCCUGCCGCAAUGGGGGGGUCUGCCGUGAGGGCUGGAACCGCUUCGUCUGUGACUGCCUUGGCACUGGCUACCUGGGCAGAGUGUGCGAGAGAGAGGCCACAGUGCUGAGUUAUGAUGGCAGCAUGUACAUGAAGAUCAUGCUGCCGGGGGUGAUGCACACGGAGGCCGAGGACGUGUCCCUGCGGUUCAUGUCCCAGCGUGCCUAUGGCUUCAUGCUGGCCACCACCUCCAAGGAGUCGGCCGACACCCUGCGCCUCGAGCUUGACGGCGGGCAGAUGAAGCUUACCGUCAACCUAGACUGUGUCAGGAUAGGCUGUAACCCUAGUAAAGGCCCCGAGACCCUCUUCGCUGGCCACAAACUCAACGACAAUGAGUGGCACACAGUGCGGGUUGUGCGGCGCGGGAAGAGCCUGCAGCUCUCGGUGGAUAACGUCACCGUGGAAGCAGGGCAGAUGGCCGGCGCGCACACCCGCCUGGAGUUCCACAACAUCGAGACCGGCAUCAUGACAGAGCGCCGCUUCAUCUCCGUGGUGCCCUCCAACUUCAUCGGGCACCUGAGCAGCCUGGUGUUCAAUGGGCUGCCCUACAUGGACCUGUGCAAGAAUGGCGACAUCAGCUACUGCGAGCUCAAUGCCCGCUUUGGCCUGCGCAGCAUCAUUGCCGACCCCGUCACCUUCAAGAGCCGCGCCAGCUACCUGGCGCUGGCCACGCUGCAGGCCUAUGCCUCCAUGCACCUCUUCUUCCAGUUCAAAACCACCGCCACCGACGGCCUCAUCCUCUUCAACAGCGGCAAUGGCAACGACUUCAUCGUGGUGGAGCUGGUCAAGGGGUACAUCCACUAUGUCUUCGACCUGGGCAACGGGCCAUCGCUGAUGAAGGGGAACUCGGACAAGCCAGUUAAUGACAAUCAGUGGCACAAUGUAAUCGUGUCGCGUGACACCAGUAACGUCCACACGCUCAAGAUCGACUCCCGCACUGUCACCCAGCACUCCAACGGUGCCCGCAACCUGGACCUCAAGGGAGAGCUGUACAUCGGGGGGCUGAGCAAGAACAUGUUCAACAACCUGCCCAAGCUGGUGGCCUCGCGGGAUGGCUUCCAAGGCUGCCUGGCCUCCGUGGACCUCAACGGCCGCCUGCCCGACCUCAUCGCUGACGCCCUGCACCGGAUCGGGCAAGUCGAGAGGGGCUGCGAUGGGCCCAGCACCACGUGCACCGAGGACUCUUGCGCCAACCAGGGCGUCUGCCUGCAGCAGUGGGACGGCUACACGUGUGACUGCACCAUGACCUCGUAUGGUGGCCCCGUGUGCAACGACCCUGGCACUACAUACAUCUUUGGGAAGGGCGGGGCGCUUAUCACCUACACCUGGCCGCCCAACGACCGGCCCAGCACACGAGCCGACCGGCUGGCCGUGGGCUUCAGCACGCACCAGAAGAACGCCAUCCUGGUGCGGGUGGACAGCGCCUCCGGGCUGGGGGACUAUCUGCAGCUGCACAUAGACCAAGGCACAAUCGGGGUCAUCUUCAACGUGGGCACGGAUGACAUCACCAUUGAGGAGACCAAUGCCAUGGUGAAUGACGGCAAGUACCACGUGGUGCGCUUCACCCGGAGCGGGGGCAAUGCCACGCUGCAGGUGGACAACUGGCCCGUCAACGAGCGCUACCCAGCAGGUCGACAGCUGACAAUAUUUAACAGCCAGGCCGCCAUCAAGAUCGGAGGCCGGGAUCAGGGCCGCCCCUUCCAGGGCCAGAUCUCAGGGCUCUACUACAACGGGCUCAAGGUGCUGUCCCUGGCAGCCGAGAGCGACCCCAAUGUGUGGGUGGAGGGGAACCUCCGGUUGGUGGGUGAGGUGCCCUCCGUCAUGACCACCGAGACCACUGCCACCACCCUGCUGGCCGACAUGUCCACCACCAUCAUGGAGACCACCACCACCAUGGCCACCACCACCACGCGGCGCGGCCGCUCUCCCACCAUGCGUGACAGCAUCACCCAGAACACAGACGACCUGUUGGUGGCGUCAGCUGAGUGCCCCAGUGAUGAUGAGGAUCUGGAGGAGUGUGAGCCCAGCACAGGAGGUGAAUUAGUAUUGCCCAUAAUUACCGAAGAUUCCUUAGACACCCCACCAAUUGCCACCCGGUCUCCAUUCAUACCCCCGCCACCUACCUUUGGCCCCUUCCUAACCGUAAUAGAGACCACCAGAGACACCCUAGCCCCUUCCGCCAAUCAAAAACCCCCGUGCUUAGCCGACCAAGAGGACAGCGAUUGCGAAGAGGGCAUUGAGGCCUCCGGUUACGCCUCGGGCGAGGUCUUCGACUCCAGCCUGCCCCCUACUGAUGACGAAGAUUUUUACACCACAUUCCCCUUGGUCACAGAUAGGACCCUGCUGGCCAGGCCAGAUGGAGCAUCUAAAAAGUCCCAAGGCUUCAGGCCCAACAUUAGGACAGGAGUGCCAGCUUCAUCCUCAAUCCCUGAGCUCCUGACCUCCACUGCCUCUCCCGAUCUGGUCCGUAACAUCCCCGCCGGCAAAAUGAACAAUCGCGAGGCCCCCAAACCCCACCCAGACCAGUACCCCCCUCUGCCCACCUCUUUUGAACUCGACAACCGUAACAGGCAUAAGUACCCCAGUAUAACAUCUUCCCCCAAUUUCCACAAUCUACCCACAGCUAACCCCACCGGCUCGGGGGAGAGGGGUCCCCCGGGAGCCGUCGAGGUGAUCCGCGAAUCUAGCAGCACCACGGGGAUGGUGGUCGGCAUUGUGGCGGCGGCCGCCCUGUGCAUCCUCAUCCUCCUCUAUGCCAUGUACAAGUACCGAAACCGGGACGAAGGCUCUUACCAGGUGGAUCAGAGCCGGAACUACAUCAGCAACUCGGCACAGAGCAAUGGCACGGUGGUGAAGGAGAAACCCACCUCUGCCACCAAAACCCCCAGCAAGAGCAAGAAAAACAAGGACAAGGAGUAUUAUGUGUGAGUCUCCGCCCCCCCUGGCCCCGCCUCCCUCCUGUCCCUCUGGUGGCGAGCGCGAGAGAGACGAUCGCAAGGUGAGACCGGCUCAAAUCAUGCCAACCUUUGGAUACAAGAGACCAACGAAACCUCCCAGCCUUCCUUUCUCCUCCCUCUGCAUCACAGAGGCAACCAGUGGAUCCUGCCCCCCACCUCCACCCCACACUGGUUUCAAUUUGUUCAUUUCUCCCUUAUUUAAUUUUUCAGUUCAUCCUCAUAAAUUAAUAACAACACCCCAAAACCAAAAUCACGCUCGCUUCCCACCCCGGAUUCCUUCAGAUCUUGGGGGUUUGUUUAAUUUGUUUUCCUUUUAGCAAACGAAGUGGGGGAAAGAACAGGGCAGGGGGCGAUCAAAUCACACAUGCCAUGGUUAGAGGUUGGCACCGGAAAUAAGCAACCACUCGGAAAGAGAACAGAAAACGAGGAUCUGGGAGGGGUAGAUGGAUUGAUGAAGGCUUCGGAGCUCCCUAGAUAAAGCUGAGCCAGGAUUUUGCCUUCAAGAUAUAUAUAUAGAGAGAGAGGUGACAGCUGAUUCCCCCCCCUCUGUUAUCCCAGGAGGUUAGAUGCUUCCUCAUCCGGAUGAAACUUUGGGGUACAUCUCCCCACCCCUUUUAGACCCCUCGCCCAUGCCCUGUUUGGAAACAGACUAAUCCAAUUGGGAUACAAAAGAUUUGAUUUUUCUCUCAUAACUAUCGACAAAAUUACGACGCGGAGCAGGAUACAGCUGGAUCCAGAAAACUUGGCUGGGCAAAGAUUUUGGGGACGAAAAAUCGGUCUCUCUCGGAAUUAUUAUUAAAACAAUAAAAGGGGGGGUGUCUUUAAUUAUAACUGAUUUUUUUUCUCUCUCUUUGUUAAUGUGUCAGAGUCUUGGAAAUGUGUGGAGUAAACCGAACCGAAACAAACAAAAUCACGAACUCUCGGGAAAAUAAAAAUGAAUCCAUUAAUAACGAUGGUGGUAAAUAAAGCAGUUAACAUGGAUCUUGUCCAACUAUGGAACUGAUCGGCCAUUCGGCUCUCUGCUCUGUAGUAACAAAAGGGGGUGCUAUUCUCAAAAGGGUUAGAGUUGGGAUGGUGUUGGUUUUUGCUUAAGCAACAGCGACGGGAGCUGAGACUGGUUUGGGGGUACCUGCUCGGGAUGUGUGGGGGUGGGGGAGAUGGGAAAAUAUAUACAAUGUUUCUGUUUUGUUUUCAGGGGAUUGACGGCAUAAUUCCUUUUCCCCCAUGCCUCCUCCACUCCCAUCCCCUUUUCUCCAUGCCAAGGUGCUAUUGUGAUCAUCCUUUAAGUGUCUUCUCAGAGCAUGUCCUUAAAUUGUGUUGUUCUUUCAAGGUAUCUAGGACAGGGGGGUAAGCAGCUGUUGAUGGGAAUUUGCAAAUGAACGGAGUGGGUGGAGGCAUUGGACUAUUUCCUUCACCCAUACCUUCGCCCCUCACUGGGGGAAUUGGAAAGGCUUUUCAAAUGACUAUAUAUAAAGAGAGCUCUAUAUAUAUAUAAAAUAUAUAUAUAUAUAUAAAUAUAUAUAUUAUAUAACGUAUAUGUGUGGACAGUUUAACACAGAAGAAUCAAAGAGGGUUUGGAAGGACGUUUGAAAAGGAGCUAGAGACAAAAAAUCUCUCCCCGCCGUGUUACAGGUAGGAUCCCUCGAUGAUCUCUGGGCACGGCCACUAGAGACCAACUCCCAUCUUUGAUCCCGAUUCUGCAAGACUCCAGCCCAUCCUUCUGCAUGCGAACUGGCCGACAGGGCCGGCCCCUGCUUCCAGACAGGUCGGUGCCACAGGGCUUUGCUCUGUCAGGGGCUUUUCAGCUGGUUCCGAUGCAGCAACGCACUUCAGCACCUGCCUAGCUCAAAGCAUAGGGGUUGUCCGGUCAAAGCCAGUAGGGAAAGAGUCACAGAUUGCAAGGGAGACAUGGCAGAAUUUUGCCCAGAAGUUCCUGCACCCAGCCCAUGACUUGCGUCCCAAUGAAACCAUAUCUAUUGGACGAUAGAAAGCCCUCAAGGGAUGCAGAAUCCGCAUCCCUUGGGGAACGGCUCUAAAAUUUCAUUCCUCAUCUCCACCGUUAAAAACGUACAUCUUACUGGCGCCAGCUCCAGCCAUCAAAUCUCACUGUCCAUCUGCUAGAUCUAGCAGUAAACCCCUUUUCUCAGGGGCGGUAUCAGUGAAGCUAAGGGAGCUGUGCUGGAUUGGGGUUGGAGAACUCCAACCCUACCAGGCUCAUGCCCAUUGCUGGGAAGGGUGUAGGGAGGCGAGGAAUUUGGAUUGGAAUUCUUUAUUUCAGAGUGAUAGGAUGCAGGUGAAAUAGGCACUUCAAUUUCUCAAGCCUGGCAAAGUUAUUGCAAACUCCCCUCGCCUUCAAUGCUAAAAUGCCAAAAGGGGCUAGCAGCGAGCUGAAGAGAGGGUGAUAUAUCUGCCAUUGUAAGCUGUGAACUGAAAUCAUUUCAUAUUAAUUUUCAGGCUUUGAGGUGUGUUUUUUUUUUUUAAGAAAAGGCAUCACAUUUUGCAAAGUUUCCAGGGUAUUUAGGCUCCUAAAUUUUUGAAAAUGAAAUUUAGGCUCCUAAAUCUCUUAGGUGCUUUGAAGAAUGUUAGCGAAGGUGAAAUUUGGUGGACAUCUCUCAGCAUCUUAGACCACUGCAUGAGCUCAAGUUCUGUAUUUUUCUCUUACCAAAAAUCCCAACAUUUUUUUUAAAGACGCAGAUAAUUAUUGGAGUUUCGUUCAUUCCAAACUUCGCCACUGAAUGGAACUGUCUGCAGGGUGAAGGAGGGGGAUUUCUGUCCGUUUCUCUAGGAGUGUAAUGAACAUUAUCAACUGUAAAUUAAUUUGUACAUUAUUAAUAUUUUAUUUUUGUUUGGGGGAGGGGCUCGGGCGGAGAAAUGAAGGUUGCAAACUCUAUUUUAAAAAUAUGACACUCUGAUAAAUAUCCUCUUUUUAAAAUAUCGAGAGAGAGAUUGGUUUAUUUUACCAAUAGAAUUCCCAAUCUUUUUCCUUUACAGCAUUCCAGGUGGGGAGGAAAUAAAUUUUUAAUUCAUUCUUUUUGUAUCAGUUUUGGUUUAGUUUUUUUAAUGAACAGAAACCCCUUCCUGAUUGUUUUGGGGAAAAUACUCUGUGGUUCUGCAUAUUUACCCUGUAAACUUCCUGUACUCUUCAAUGUUACUGUAAAGUGUUACCAAUUAUGAUGAAGUCAAAAAAAACUUUCAACCCAUGUACAUUACCGCAAAGGGGAAUACAGUUGAUUCUAUACUUCGUA
Molecule: messenger RNA, 8785 nt
Organism: Terrapene triunguis (Three-toed box turtle)
Lineage: Eukaryota; Metazoa; Chordata; Testudines; Emydidae
Gene: NRXN2
Product: neurexin 2
Exons: 21
Coding region: 523-5511 (1662 amino acids)
Source: RefSeq, a predicted model, not a curated record